AUGUCAGCCACAAAAGACUAUAAGGCAAUUCCGUCCUCAGCCGAGGAGUUGCAAUCCACUGAGAAUGUAACUAUAAAAAAUGGUACAGAUGCCUCUUUGCAAAAGCAACCAAGAGCAUGCAGAAGAAGACGGGUUUGGCUCAUAAAAAUAGCCCUUCUUCUUACCUUUGUUCUGCUUUGGUUUUCGUUCAAGUUUGCAGAGGCUGGAAAUGUGGGUGAGAGAUUUGGUGACGCAUCAGGCACCACAAAAGCCCCAAAAGGUAAGAAGAAUAUCAUCAUGAUGGUGACGGAUGGAACCGGACCAGCUUCCAUUAACAUGGCCCGGACUUUCCGUCAACAUCGUGACAAUCUCCCUUACGAUGACACGCUUUUUUUAGACAAGUAUUUUAUUGGCUCGAGCAGGACUCGUAGCAACUCCUCCUACAUCACGGACUCGGCAGCCGGUGCAACCGUUUUUUCGUGUGGUAUGAAGUCGUACAAUGGAGCAAUUGGCGUGGAUCCACUGAAAAAUCCUAGAGGAACCAUCUUGGAGGCUCUAAAGUUGAAAGGUUAUAAAACUGGACUUGUUGUGACUACAUCCAUCACAGAUGCCACUCCAGCAGCAUUCAACUCACACGUUGACUAUAGAUUCAUGCAGACACUUAUAGCAAAUCAGCAGCUCGGCUUUAACACCACUUUGGGCCGUGUUACCGACUUGAUGAUUGGUGGAGGCAGAUGCUUCUAUCUUCCAGGCAGCUCAAAGGGUGGUUGCCGUGAUGAUGAGGUAAAUUUGAUAGAUGAGGCCGAGAAAAUGGGUUUCAACGUUGCCUUGGACAAAAAGCAAUUCGACUCUUGGGAUUUGGGCAAGAAUGUCACUUUGCCUAUGCUUUCUCUCUUGGCAUAUUACAACAUUCCGUUCGACUUGGACAGACAGGAGAAGAAGUAUCCAAGCUUGGAGGAGGAAGUCAUUACGGCAUUAACUGCUUUGUCGGAAGCCACUAAAGAUUCUGAUGAAGGCUUUUUCCUUUUGGUUGAAGGCUCCCGGAUUGAUCAUGCUGGACAUUACAACGAUCCAGCAGCCCAGGUUCGCGAAGUUCUUGCCUAUGACAAGGCAUUCAAGGCAGUGAUCGACUUUGCCGAUUCAACUGAUGUGCCAACAUACAUUGUGUCGACAUCUGAUCAUGAAACAGGUGGCUUGGAUGUUGGACGGCAGAUAACAGAGGCCUAUCCCGAGUAUUUGUGGAAGCCUAAGGUUCUUGAGAAUGCUACGCACUCUGGAGAGUUUUUGACUACAGAGGUGCACCAGUUUCUAUCGAAAUUGGAAUCUGAGUCGCUUUCUGAGGCCGAGAAGAGCGACAAAUUGACGAUAUUUGUCGAAAAGCAGGUUUUAGAGGAAGGCCUAGGCAUUUACGACUACGAUAAGCAGGACGUGAGCAACUUGAUUGCAUUGAAAGACACAUCGUUAAUCCAGAAUUAUCUAAACAACAUGGUCUCGGUUAGAGCACAAGUUGGCUGGUCCACCCAUGGACAUACUGCUGUUGAUGUUAACAUUUAUGGACAUGCAAAUACCAAAGAUGGCAGGCAAUUCUUGUAUGAUCAUUUACUUGGAAACCGUGAGAAUGUUGAGGUUGGAACAUUCUGGCAGAAACUCACCGGUGCGGAUGUCGAUAAAGUCACCAAGCUGUUGGUUGGUACACCACAUAAACCAGCAUUACUUGAAUUGCAGGCUGAAGCCAAUGCUAAACAGAUCGAGCAUGGCUUUAUUUACCAUCCAUUCGAUGAUACUCGGUUUUUUGGAGUUGACAUGUGGAUGUAA
Molecule: messenger RNA, 1794 nt
Organism: Brettanomyces bruxellensis
Lineage: Eukaryota; Fungi; Ascomycota; Pichiomycetes; Pichiales; Pichiaceae
Exons: 1
Coding region: 1-1794 (597 amino acids)
Biological process (GO): dephosphorylation
Cellular component (GO): fungal-type vacuole membrane
Molecular function (GO): alkaline phosphatase activity
Source: RefSeq, a predicted model, not a curated record